CUCAUGCAUAUUUGGAAAGCCACAGUGGUCAGGUGAAGUCCCCGGUGACUGGAAAAAGGGAAACAUCACUCCCAUUUUCAAAAAGGGGAGAAAGAAAGAUCCAGGGAACUACAGACCAGUGAACCUCACUUCUGUUCCUGUGAAGAUCCUCCCAGAAGAUAUGACUGGAGUUUCUCAUUAUGCACAUUUUACAAGAUUCCAUGGGUUUUCUGUGCUACAGCUCCCUCAGAUCUUCACCCUGCAAUGUUAGAGAGGAAACUUUCUAUGAAGCACAGUCCUCAAUGAAAGAUCAAAAUACUUCACCUUCGUCACAGGGUAAAACUCCCAAUACAACGUGUUCACCUACUUGCUGUUCACUAAUUGAAGAAAUCCCUAAUAUCAAGUUAUGGUGACAAAAAAGUACUCCAAAAGCCUGAAAACUCUGGCAUCUCCAUUAGGUGCUUGAAAAACUCAUUUAGGUUUAAAAAUGUCUGAUUGGAAAAAUAUUGUACACAGAACCCGUUGUAUUGAAAAACUGCUGUCUGAGAACAAUUUUCAAGAUAUUGAGGAUCAUCUUAAAGAACUUGAAGAUGUUGUUAUGAUUGUAGAAUAUCUUCAGGGGACAGAAGUUACCAAGGCUGUAUACAGAGUACUCAAGAGCUGCCCUUCAGGACGGUUGAAAAAGAAAGCAAAGCAGUUAUUAUCAAGGUGGAAAGCACUUUACAAGAAUAACUGUGUUCGGUCAAUGCAAGUUAGACAGUCAUUUUCUGCGUAUGUGAAAGAGGAAAUUGGGCAUUGCAGUGUGGUUCCUAGAGAGCAGUUGCUGUCUGAAGGACCAUAUCAGGAGGAGGCAAUAGCUGGUACUAGUUCCAGCUUUUUGGUCCCAUCACAAACUGUUAAAAAUGGGGUAUGUAACAAUGCAGAAGGCAGUAUGAAUCAGCCUUCUUCUUUUGAGGAGCAACACAUUGUUAAUGAAGAUUCUAAAUCUGUUGUUAAUGGAGCAAGUCUGCCAUCAGGACCCGAUGAGAGCUCUAGGUAUAAAUGUACAGAUCUUCUAUAUAAAGCUUUGAUUGGUUCUGCCAAAGAUGAAGAAGAAACUGUUAAAUGGCUACAGUUAUCUAAAGAAAUUGAAAAACAUAUUUUUGCUCUUCAUGCUAAAAAUGACAAAAAAUAUAAAAAUUGCAUCAGAAGUAAAAUCUUUAACCUGAAGAACCCUAAAAAUUGCCACUUGAAACAUAACCUUUUUACAGGGACUUUGAGCCCAAAGGCUUUUGCUGAGAUGACAGUGAUGGAAAUGGCCAGCGAUGAACUGAAACAGCUCAGGGCUCUGUACACAGAAUCAUCUGUUCAGGAACAUCAGCUUCCACAAGUUAUUAAUGGCACACAGACAAACAAAAUAAAGUGUAGGCGCUGUGAAAAAUUUGAUUGCACUGUCACUAUGAUCGCCAGAGGAACUCUCUUUCUUCCAAGUUGGGUGCGAAACACGAAUCCAGAUGAACAAAUGUUGACUUACGCUGUUUGUAAUGCAUGUGGAGAGCAGUGGUAUCACAGCAGAUGGAUUUGUUUGUAACACUAUCCCUUCUUAAUAAGUGGUUUGCAAACAUCGAUAUGAGAGAGUGCUGCCACGGCCCGAGGGAAAAAGGGAUAGGGACGCGGCACCACACAAAGGGUUCAGACGCAGCUGAGGGUCUGGGUGCAAUGCCGAUUUAUGGAUCAAACAAUCCAUCCAACCCCUCACUGCGGGAUUGGUGGAUAUCUUGAACUAAAUUUUUCAACUGAUUGAUACUCUGAUGAAUUGACUGUGCAUGAUCCGAAAAAUUCAUGCAGCACAUGCCUUCGAACUCAUGGCACCCAUGUCUGUGUGCCAGGAGUAGGAAGUCAAUGGCUGCACGAUUUUGUAAAGUGAUUUCUUUUAACUUUUGUGUAUCUGCUAGCAGGCCUUCGAUCGCAGUGGUGGUGGCAUUAGCUUCCUUGGUCAGCCAGCAACCAAGGUGGGUCAAAAGGGAUAGGGCAUGGGCUGUUCCUAUGCCCGGGAUCGGGAAGGAAGCCCAGAAAUUUUUCAUGCGGGAUCAGAUGUGGAUGUUGGAAUCGCAAUCCGCCGGGAAGGGUAAAGGAGGUGGCGGAGUGACGAUUCCAGCGUCCACAUGUGGUGCCGCAACAGCACGGGGAGUAGUAACUUUUGGUUUUGGGCUGGUGGCGCAUGGUGGUGUUGUCUUUGGCUUAGGAAACCUAAGCGGUGCGCCCAUUGCAAAGGAUAGGGAUCUUUUAACUUGAUUCUUAGGGAUAGGGGGUUGAUCCAAUAAUUUAAACUUUGCUGGGUUAAAAAGUGCCACUUUUCCUACUGUGCAGGGACCCCCUUCCGGGUAAGCAGGAAUACCCUGCCAUGCCCAAUCCCGGCACAGAAGGAAAAACCCUUUUGGGAGUCUCAUAUUUCUGGGCACAAGUUCAGUUGCUACUGUAGUAGCAAUCGAAUUGUUACACCACAGCGAGGGGGUUCCUUGGUAAAUUGGUCUGCUAGCGGAUACAUUAUGGGGUGUGAAUAGAUUGGGCUCCGUGUAACGAUGAAAUAAGAUACAAUUAUUGGUGGGGAGAGAACAAGGAGGUCAAUUUCUUGGGGAGGAUCCGCAGUGAAAGCUUGGCCGGAAACAACCUGUGCUUAGUGUAACAGAAUUUAGUGGCAGGGAUCCCAGAUUCCGGGUUUGUGAUACAAAAGCAUUCCACUCCUCACCUGGAAUCACAGGAAUACCCACCAGGGACCUUUGAAAGGGGUUACCGGCGCUGGACAAGGCCAGGCACAAGGUGUCCGUCCCAGUGGCCUUGGCCAGCGUUACCCACAGGUUCUCUGUCGGCUUCUUCAUCCACUCUCUCAGGGGAGAUGAGGUAGACUUGUUGCAGAUCAGUCCUAAAGUGCCGAUUAAGAUGAUGCAGGCGCGGAAGGUCCACAACUUGUGUUGGGAUCCUGAUGUAUUCGUAUUCUUCUUGCUGGGACCCACUUAGGUCCUGUGCCACCUGAAAAACAGGCAUACCCUUUCCCCCAGGUGAUCAGGGGAAAAGGGCCCGUCCAGAUUUCUGUUAUGGGGUCUUUGUACAUUACUUUUGCUUUUUGAGUACUCUGUGGAAAAUCAGAUUUAAAGUGCUUGUCUACAGGACUUCUGUUUGUGUGAGUUUCAAAUUCCUCCAAUAAAUUUAAAAAAUUUAAGACGUACAUCACUUUCUCUAAUCUCUCUUGGGGGGUCAUGCCUGUACUCCCCCUUCUUUGUUUUUUGAGUAAAUUUUUUAUGUUUUGAUGUGCUCUCUCUACUAUGCCCUGCCCUGUGGGGUUGUAUGGGACUCCAGUGGUAUGGUGUACCCCCCAUUCUUCAAAGAAUCUCUUGGUGUCUGCAGAUACGUAGGAGGGUCCGUUGUCAGUUUUUAUUUGCUUCGGGACACCCAUCCUAGCAAAUGCAGAUAAAAAGUGUCUUUUCACGUCCCUGCUUUUUUCACCAGAAUGUGCGGUGGCCGCGAUCAUUUUUGAGAAUGUGUCAAUAGACACAUGUACAUAUUUUAGUUUUCCAAAUUCUGCUAUGUGCGUGACAUCUGACUGUCAAAUCUCCAACGCCGUUAAUCCUCUGGGGUUAGUUCCUUCUGGAACUAGUGGAGCAACCAUUUGGCAGUCAGGGCACGCUUUCAAAAUUUCUUUUGCUUGAUCCAAUUUUAAGCUGAAUUGUUUCUGUAGUGACCGCGCAUUCUGGUGAAAAAAUUCAUGGGAGAUUUUUGCUUGCUGGUAUAAAUUGGGGGUAACAACCAUACCUGCCAGAUGGUCAGCAAUCUGGUUUCCCUCCGCCACAGGACCUGGCAAAGUAGUGUGAGACCUUGUGUGGACAAUAUAGUAGCCGAAUUUCCUGUUUCCAAUUAAAAAUAGCAAAUUUUUCAACAGAUUAAAGAGUUUUCCAUUAGAUACUUCUUUCAAAUACGAAUUUUCAAUCCUUUUGACAAUGCCCACAACGUAUGCUGAAUCUGAUACAAUAUUAAUUGGUUCACUAUUAAAAAUUUGGAAGGUGCGAACAACUGCUGACAGUUCCACGAUUUGUGGAGAACCUUGAACUUUAUGAAUAUUCUGUUGCCAAUUGCCAUUUUCUCGCCAAACUAUUACCGCAUUUCCGGUUCUCCCAGAUCCAUCGGUGAAAAGCGUUUUGGCAUUUUUUAUUGGAAGGUCUGAUUGCAUAAUUUUUAAUUUUAAUGGAAUUGGAAUCAGUCUCUGUAAAAAUGGGCAUGCCGGGAGGUGAAAUUUGACUUCUCCCGGGUAACCCUCAAUGGCAAUCUGAAAAUCCAUGGAAUUCUGCAGCAGUUGUUCCAGAUGUUCAGAAGUCAGUGGGAGGUAAAUGCAACCUGGCUCCUCUCCACUGAGUUCCAAACACCUGGUGCGUCCUUUAAAGAUUCACUUGCCAAUCAUUUCAGCCAAUGUCACGAUAGUUUUUGAAAAUUGAUGUGGGAGGAAUAUCCACUCCCACAAACAGAAGUCCUUGGUGUCACUUGUGAAUUGGCCCAGAAUGGCCAGUGGUUGUUGUUGUUCCCUGAUAAUAACUAGGGAAGAUGGCAGUCCCUCUAUUUUUCUGUAAGAUUGUCUCUCUGAGAUUUUGUUUUCAACUGUGCAAAGGGCUUGUUCUGCUUCUGUUGUUAAAAAUCUGGGGGAGGACAAGUCUGCAUCUCCUUUGAGCAAUUCAAACAAGGGGUGCAAAUCACCACUUGUGAUCCCCAGCACUGGUCGGAUCCAAUUGAUCGCUCCCAACAGCUUCUGGAGGUCAUUUAAAGUUCGGACUUUCUUAUCAAUCAAAACUGAUUGAGACUUAAUGGUUUUGGCAGUAAUUUGGAGUCUGAGAUACCUCCAUGGUGCUUCCCUUUGUACCUUUUCAGGGGAUACUUCCAAUCCUUUGGAAUUUAGAGCCGAAAUUGUUGAAUUUAGAGUCUGCUCAACUGCCAGUUUUGUUUUGGCACAGAUCAAUACAUCAUCCAUAUAAUGGAAGAUGAUUGACUGUGGGAAUCUUUUCCUGAUUGGCUCCAACACUUUUGCCACAAACAUCUGGCAUAGUGUAGGAGAAUUUUUCAUCCCCUGGGGAAGUACCUUCCAUUGGAACCUGCGAUGGGGUUCACAAGCGUUGAUGGCCAGGAUUGAGAACGCGAAUUUAGCCGAAUCAGCCGGAUUGAGAUAAAUGUGGAAAAAACAGUCCUUAAUAUCAAUUACCACUAGGGGCCAUUCAGCAGAGAGCAUAGAUGGAAAAGGCGUUCCCUGCUGGAGGGCUCCCAUUGGUUCCAGGACUUUAUUUACUUUGCGCAGGUCCUGAAGAAAUCUCCAGGAACCUGAGGAUUUUUGAAUCACGAACACUGGAGUGUUCCAGGGACUGGUGGAAGACUCCAAGUGACCUUUAGCCAGUUCUUGAUUCACAAGGUCAUUUAGAAUUUGCAGCUUUCUUUUAGGUAGGGGCCACUGAUCUACCUAAACAGGUGUUUCGGUCUUCCAACUCAGUUUGGCCAGCUACACAUGCUCAGUGACCCCUCCUAAAAAUUUUCCUCCGUUCUCAAAGUUAACUGCCACUGUUCCAUGGCGUCCCGUCCCCAUAAUGUUAUUGGAAUAUUCAGAACGUACGGUUGCAGAGAUGCCGGCCUGCCCUCUGGCCCGUAUACUGUCAAUACCUCCCGACUCCUGACAGGGUGCUGCGAACCUCCCACACCGCUGACUUUGGUGUCUGUAGACUGAGCCAGCCAGCUGCACGGCCAGUCUCUGGAAGCUAGGAUGGUGACGUCUGCUCCCGUGUCUAGCAAUCCCUCCACCUUAACUUUCUGCAGGUGCCUAGGUGCAGAAAAAUAAAUAAGACAAGUUAAAAGAGGUCGCGAGGUCCUCACUGAGGUUGCCCAAUGGACUUCCUUCAGUGAUUCAUUCCCCUGUUCCUCGUCCUUGGACACUAUGCAGAGAAGAUCAUCGGUGGAGAUCAUCUUGGCAACGGGGAAGCGGCUCUCUAGCUGUACGGGUGGGAGAAGCACAGUUAGACAUACAGCGAUGUUAUCAUUGGUCAACCCUGUCAGGAGAGUGGGAACCACAACAAUGCCUCUUUCCACAGCUGAAAAGUGAGAGAUGACUAAAUAUGUCUUGUCCGGAUUCACAUUAGCAGAUGGCCUGACCCUGGCCAGCUGCUCUUAGGAACUUAAGUGAAUUGAAGGGUGUGUCACUGAUAAUAUAAUCCAUUUUAGCAGGGUACACUGUUGUUUAAAGGGAACUGGGUCUGCCGGAGGCUCCCGCACUACGGGGUAGCUGGGCGCGGUGUCGGGCGCAGGAUGGAACGGAGCUGACGGGAUACUUGUGUCAACGCGCCCCCCUGAGCGCUCUGUCCCCCGUUUUCCAAAUGCUCACAAGAGCACGGGAGAAGAUCUGGUAAAGAGCUGAAUGUUACUUUUCUCUUUAGCCCUGGGGAUUUUCUGGGGAGAAGGGGCUCGCCAUUGAUAUUUGUUAGUGAUCUACAACUCGAGGACCAAUGGCGGCCCUUCCCGCACCUCCGGCAGAGUGAUUUUGGAAGGUUAUGUUCAGGUGUUAAUCUGGGACAAUAUUUUUUAAAGUGUCCCUUCUACCCGCAAUUAAAACAUGAUUGUGACCCGGUGAGAGCAGCGGCCAGUAGACGUGCCUUAUGGGAGCCUGAGCCAGUAUUCUUGCAUGCGUCUAUCAUCUCAAGCAGAGAUGGGUCUUUCAACAUUUUUAGUGCUUUUUGGCAGUCCUUGUUAGCCUUUUCUAUAACCAAUUUAUUAAAUAAAAUUUCUUGACUUUCCUUUUGCUGGAGUUGCCGGCUAAUUGCCUCUUUUAAUCUUGUAAUAAAGUCCACAAAAGGUUCUUUGGGGCCUUGAUUAAUUAAUGUGAAAGAGGGGGUCUGGACAUAGGCGUCCGCCACCCUCUUGACUGCCUCCAUCACCAAUUCUUUUGUAACAUCCAAAAAUUUAGGUUCAAUUUGGGCCUGAUGGUUUCUGCUUGAGUCAUUUCCCUCGCCGUAAAGCAUGUCUAUGGCCUGUCUCACCGGGAUACCCCUUCUUUCCUUUUUUUCGUUAACAUAGGUAGUGAUCAGUUUUUUCCACUCUGUUUCGAAAACAGAUGAUUGAACAGUGGAAACAACUCUGUUCACUACCGCUCUUAUGUCAUAUGGGAUUAGUGUAUAAGCCAGGAACAAUGAUUCUAGGAGGCCGAUGGUAAAAGGCGCUCCUAACCCAUACUCCACUAUCGCCUUCUUUAUAUCCUUGAGCAUGGGAUAGGAGAUGGGCCUCCACUCUGGGGCCCUGCCCUCCUCUAGGUAUAUGGGAAAAGCUUUAAGGAAAUCCACGUCGUUUGCCUGCGCAGCCUCUUCCCUGAAGGCUUUCCAGAUGUUAGGCUGUUUUGAUUACCUCUCAGGGGAGUGCUGCGAGUAGUCUGUGUCCGAGUCUGGGUAGCGGCAGGCGGGGUAGGCCUCGAUGGUACAGGCCCUAUGGGUGUGGCCAUGUUGCCGGAAAACAGACUUGACCUUCACCCUGACCCCGCCCCUCGCUACCCUUCCGUCUCUAGAGGGAGGUCUCUCUGGUGAAGAGGCGGAACUGGAGGGAGAGGCCGUGUGUGUGGGCGUGUCGGGAGAGGGGUCACUGACACAUGCAGGUGGGGGCGGAGGCAGUCUGGAGGGUGGUACCGAGGGGGCCCGCACCCUCUUCUCCCGCGCUGGUGACUCCCACGGCGACUUUUCCCGCCUUCGCUCCUCACGCUUUCUGCCUCCCUCCUUCCCGACGCCAUUUUGUGCACGCCGUGAUGUCUUUCCUUCCCUCCCGCCAUCUUGUGUCAGUCUCGAUCUGGUAGAUGUCUCUGGGAGGCUGCUAUUCGUGCUCAUCAUCUGGUGCUGUAGCACCAUCAGAACAAGCCUCCAAGCUAUCAGCGCCUCUUUCACUGUCCGGUCCCCCCUGUCAUUAUCUCGCCACAGGCUGUAGCCAAUGGCUUGCCACUGGUCCACAGAGGUAUCCUCUGUAAGCUUAUGACCUUUGCGGUCCAGCCACUUGGCGAGUGCUUUUGCAGAUUUUUUUGUCUAGGGGGUGACCGUGCUCAAUGAUGAAAUCUUUGAGGUGUCUGUAAACAAACUUUUGGGAGGUGGACAGCGAGAGUCCCAUUUUGAUGUUUUAAAGACUUCUGUGACAGUCCUUGGUGUUACUAUUCUUCCCUUUUUUGUUUUUUGGGUGAGGGUAUUGGGGUGGGAAGUGGACUGUCCCCAGCUGCUCACCUUCUUCUGGUGUGUCAACCUGUGCAACUCCGCAGCCCACAGUCGUCCAUCCAGCUGGGGGGGACCGGUGGGAUGAUCACCACUCCUGAUGGUCUCUGAGCCCAAGUGAGCACGCAGGAGUUCUCUCAAUAUGAGAGACCUUCAACUGCGCCCCACAUUGGGCGCCAUCUGCCACGGCCUGAGGGAAAAAGGGAUAGGGACGCGGCACCACACAAAGGGUUCAGACGCAGCUGAGGGUCUGGGUGCAAUGCCGAUUUAUUGAGAGAACACAGGGACUUAUACAGGGUAAAUCUGAGGGGAGGAUUCAGAACUGGGGAGGAGCAUGGGACUGACAACUCAGGGGAAGACAGAAUUGGGAAACAGGGGAAAGGUGGGUGUAACUUCUGGGUAUUCAGGGGAAAGGACCAAUGGUAGCUCACUCUGCACUGCGGCAAACUCCAACCAAUCAGUGACAGAGGAGCAGGAAAGCAGGGGAGAACAAGUUGUUAAACAACUUUUGACGGGAAAAUCUGAGGGACAAGGGGGAAUAAUAUUGUGGUAAAUUAAACUUGAUGCAAAACCAAUGAUGAACUGGGGAAUAACAGUCAGUCCAAUAAGUUAACAGUCCAUUUAAGCUCUGUAAAUGUCCCUCCACGCUUGAAAUCUCUCCCAAUCGGACUUCUCAUUCUCCUCAGAGUGCCUCUGUUGAAACUUAUAACUUUAAAUUCUGUAUUGAUACUAUGUAGAUGCUGUCACUAAAAGGUGCAAGAUCAGUUUUAAAAAACUGCUAAUGUAUUUUUGAGGAUGACUUCAAUAAAUCUAUGUGGUUUUAAGUAAUGUACAUAUGUAAAGAAAUGAGUAGAGGGAAAAAAAUUGUGACAUGGUUACGCUAUAUCUGAGAGUGAAAUAUUCACUAGUAAAUCCAUUAAAAAUA
Molecule: messenger RNA, 9144 nt
Organism: Pipra filicauda (Wire-tailed manakin)
Lineage: Eukaryota; Metazoa; Chordata; Aves; Passeriformes; Pipridae
Gene: TCEANC
Product: transcription elongation factor A N-terminal and central domain containing
Exons: 5
Coding region: 467-1549 (360 amino acids)
Biological process (GO): DNA-templated transcription
Cellular component (GO): nucleus
Source: RefSeq, a predicted model, not a curated record